AUGGCACCAAGAGAUGGAUCCCCAGAGCGGACUAGUACACCAGAUACGGUGGAAAAGGGCAUGGCGACGAUCAACACCUUGAGGAUCGGGGUCAAGGCUUUCGUGGGAAAAGAUGGCGAGAAAAGGAAAGCUGAAAUCUUGUCAAUAAAAGAAAGCAAGAAAGGAGAACCUACCUUCUACGUCCACUACGAAGACUUCAACAAACGUCUCGAUGAAUGGGUGCCGGCAUCUCGUCUCGACCUCUCACAAGAAGUCGAGUGGCCACAACCCGAAGCCCCCACCAAGAAAUCCCAAAAAUCAACCGCUCCAGCUCCAAAAUCCGCUACUCUACCCAAAUCUACCGCGGGCCAGAAACGGCCGCGAACGUCCACCACAGCAGCCGCAAGCCGCAAGAGUUCCGACACCCCAGAACUAAGUACUACCUCCGGCAAUGCAUCUAAAGCAGUGCGGCCUUCCCUAGUGGGAGGCAAGGAAAACCGCCCUGGCAGUGACAACUCCAUCUCCGUUAUUGCCCCCGAAAUCAUUACGGGUACCCCUAAAGGCGAAGAUUCAGAGCUCGAUCUCGUUGAUAUUCAAGAUGCUGCCGCUGCCGCCAAAGCUUCGAAUCCACAGCAUAAUGCUCCCUACUCGCGUGAAGAAGAAAUUGAGAAGCUUCGCACGGGUGGUAGCAUGACCCAGAACCAAACAGAAAUCUCCCGUGUGCGAAAUCUUGACCGUAUUCAAAUGGGUGCUUUCGAAAUGGAGCCUUGGUAUUUCUCGCCCUAUCCUUCCAACUUCACUGCCGCAGACACUAUUCAUAUCUGCGAAUUCUGUCUGAGUUAUUUCGCCUCUCUUCAGACCUUCACUCGGCAUCGUGCAAAAUGCACCCUUCUCCAUCCUCCAGGAAACGAAAUCUAUCGCGACUCUUCGGUAUCUUUCUUCGAAAUUGAUGGCCGCCGGCAACGUCGAUGGUGUCGUAACCUUUGCCUACUCAGUAAACUCUUCCUAGACCACAAAACACUUUACUACGACGUCGAUCCUUUUUUGUUUUACUGCAUGACAACUCGCGAUCCACACGGAUGUCAUCUAGUUGGCUACUUCAGCAAAGAAAAGGAAUCAGCCGAGGGGUACAAUGUAGCCUGCAUCCUUACAUUACCACAAUACCAAAGAAAGGGCUUUGGGAAACUUCUGAUAGCAUUCAGCUACGAGCUUUCCAAACGCGAAGCCAAACUGGGAUCACCCGAAAAACCGCUCUCCGAUCUUGGUCUCCUAGGCUACCGCGCUUACUGGGCCGAAACCGUCACAGACGCCCUCGUCGAACAUGAAAAGACCGGCAAAGACGGCAAAGGCAGCGGUGAAAUCUCGGUAGAGGAGAUAGGCGCACUCAGCGCUAUGACGACAAACGACGUGCUGCACACACUGCAAAACCUGAACAUGCUGAGGUACAGCAAGGGACAGCAUGUCAUUGUCCUCACCGAGGCUGUGUUGGAGGCGAAGGAGAAGGCGAAGGCGAAGGAGAAAGCAAAGGGGAUUGCGAGAAGGAGGAUUGAGCCGGACAGGCUCAUGUGGAAGCCGCCUGUGUUUACGGCCAGUUCGAGGACGUGGAAUUGGUAA
This is a messenger RNA of Letharia columbiana, 1593 nucleotides long. RefSeq lists its product as uncharacterized. The transcript has 5 exons. The record is from RefSeq and is a predicted model, not a curated record. NCBI's taxonomy places the organism in Eukaryota, Fungi, Ascomycota, Lecanoromycetes, Lecanorales, Parmeliaceae. Bases 1 to 1593 code for a protein of 530 amino acids. Gene Ontology annotation, biological process: regulation of DNA-templated transcription. Gene Ontology annotation, molecular function: histone acetyltransferase activity.